AUGUCCAUUUCCAUGGCCUUGUUUUCUCCCACAACCCACAUCCCAACCCUCUCCCCCUCUUCAUCUUACUCCAAACCCCACUUGACCCACAAGCCUUAUCUCUCUCUCAGACCCAAGAACCCUCUCUUCACCACCAAAGCUUCAGCUGAAAAUGGAGCAGAAGCUCUCGCCUCAGCUGCUACUGCUGUGAAGCCAGAAGCAGAGCCCAAGGUCCCCGAACCCGUCGAGCCCGUUCCGGUGAAGACUGAGAGCUCUGCUGGGGCUAAUGGGUCAGCUUUUGCACCGGCUGAGGAGGUGAAGGUGGUCGGCUUGUUUGAGGACAGCAGAUGGGUCAAUGGGACUUGGGAUUUGAAGCAGUUUCAGAAAAGUGGCAAAACUGACUGGGAUGCUGUUAUUGAUGCUGAGGCUAGGAGGAGAAAAUGGCUCCAGGACAACCCGGAAUCUUCCAGUAAUGAGAACCCUGUAUUCUUUGAUACCUCCAUUGUACCUUGGUGGGCAUGGAUAAAGAGAUACCAUUUACCUGAAGCUGAACUACUCAAUGGUCGUGCUGCUAUGGUAGGAUUUUUUAUGGCUUAUCUGGUUGAUAGCUUGACUGGAGUAGGUCUAGUUGACCAAAUGGGCAAUUUCUUCUGCAAAACAUUAUUGUUCGUGGCUGUGUCGGGAGUGCUUCUGAUCCGCAAAAAUGAGGAUGUUGAAAACCUAAAGAAGCUACUGGACGAGACAACAUUUUAUGACAAGCAAUGGCAAGCAACCUGGCAGGAGGAGACCCCAGCUAGCAGUCCCAAGAAUAAGUAG
Molecule: messenger RNA, 795 nt
Organism: Prunus armeniaca (apricot)
Lineage: Eukaryota; Viridiplantae; Streptophyta; Magnoliopsida; Rosales; Rosaceae
Source: the annotation of a GenBank genome assembly